AACGAAGAUGUCAAGAAUACGAAAUGGUGUGGGACUGUUGAGUCGGCAUAGAUGGGGCUUACUUCAACCGUACGGCUGCUCUACAUUGACGCUCCAGCCAAGAAAUUCAUUCUCCACCGGUAGAAUAACAAAGUCAGCCAAUUCAAUUCCUCAAUUGACCUUGUAUACCGGUACAGAUUGUCAAUUAUGCGAUGUAGCCAAGGAAGUCUUAGACAAGAUUGCAAAAGAGACACCAUUUGAUCUGCAUCUCUAUAAUAUUCGUGAUAAUUCUUUGCCUGACAUCCAAAAGUGGAGAAGGGCAUAUCAAUACGAUAUACCGGUCCUACACUUGAAUGGCAAAGAGAUUGCACGACAUAGACUUAAUAAGGAAAGUGUUUUAGAUCAAAUAAAGCAAGCUACCAAUCAAAGCUCAAACGAAAAAUAGUUCUGGAU
This is a messenger RNA of Meira miltonrushii, 432 nucleotides long. RefSeq names its product DUF836-domain-containing protein. The record is from RefSeq and is a predicted model, not a curated record. Lineage: Eukaryota; Fungi; Basidiomycota; Exobasidiomycetes; Exobasidiales; Brachybasidiaceae. The coding region runs from base 8 to 424 and encodes 138 amino acids. The transcript has 4 exons.